Messenger RNA from Phaethon lepturus (White-tailed tropicbird), 1434 nucleotides. RefSeq names its product major facilitator superfamily domain-containing protein 1-like. Bases 1 to 1434 code for a protein of 477 amino acids. The transcript has 12 exons. Gene Ontology annotation, molecular function: transmembrane transporter activity. The record is from RefSeq and is a predicted model, not a curated record. Lineage: Eukaryota; Metazoa; Chordata; Aves; Phaethontiformes; Phaethontidae. Gene Ontology annotation, biological process: transmembrane transport.
AUGGGGCUCUCCCCGCUUUGCAUGUGGGCGGUACCUAGAGCUGGCCGGAAGGCUGGCGGUGUUGGAGGCCGGAGGCGAGAAAAGCCUUUCUGGGUCUUCACAUCCAGCCGCCUGAAUUUGACCUGCCCGAAUGAGACCCAUCGUAACAGCACCGGGCAUAAUAGCACGCUGGACUGUGUUGAAGGCUUGGGAAUGACACCUGCACAAUACAACUUGCUGUACGCGAUCUAUGCUUGGACAAAUGCAGUAGUGGUUAUUCUGGCUGGAUUCCUGAUUGAUAAACUAGGAAAUCGCUUUGGUGUCCUUGUUUUCUCUCUUCUGACUGUGCUGGGAUCAUCAGUCUUCGCUCUAGGCUCACAUUUCAAGGGGUCGCCAUACCUCCUCCCAAUGAUGCUAUCAGGAAGACUGCUCUUUGGCUCUGGGAAUGGGUCACUUACUAUUGUGCAGAAUCGUAUCACAGCCUUCUGGUUCAAGGGGAAGGAACUGGCACUGGCAUUUGGACUGACUCUGUCUUUCUCCCGUCUUGGGAGUGUCCUCAACUUCUUCUUCACCCAGCAGUUUGAGGCAAAAUUUGGAAUGCAGUGGACACUCUGGGGAGGUACCGUGCUCUGUGUGCUUGGUUUUGUUUCAGCCCUCACAGUCAGUGUACUAGAUAAAGUGGGCAUGAAGCAGCUGGGCUUGGAUGGGGUUAUCCAGCAAGAAUCCAAAAAAGUGCGCAUUCAGGACAUCCGGCGACUUCCCCUUCGCUACUGGCUCCUGGUCCUCACCAUCAUGUUCUUCUACAACGGAGUCUUCCCCUUUGUGGCAGACGCCAGCAAGUUUAUUCAGGAUAAAUAUUCUGGUUACAGUCAGCAGGCAGCCGCAUACAUUGCUGGGGCAGUGUACGACAGCUCCCUUGUUCUCUCCGCAGCAGCUGGCAUAUUAAUUGACUACGUUGGACUGAGAGGUGUCUUUGCUGUUGGCUGUGCUGCGUUGACUCUGCCGGUCUUCGCUCUCCUGGCAUUUACGUUUGUUCCUCCGUUAGUCUCCACCAUCUGGUUGGGGAUUACUUACUCCUUUGCUGCUGCUAGUAUGUGGCCAUCCAUACCUCUUGUGGUCCCCCAGGCAACUUUAGGGACCGCUAUGGGGCUUGCAACUUCUGCGCAGAUGAUUGGAGUUGGCCUUUCAAAUCUGAUUGUUGGACAUAUUCUAGGAACAAGGUCCAGCGAAUUAAAGAUCCCCCUGUGGCGCUGGCAACAGAUGAUGGUCUUUAUGUUGGCAAACACUGUUGCAUGCAUUGUUGCGUCCAUUAGCCUCAAUGUUGUGGACAAGAAACAGGGUGGGACACUGAACAGAACAAGAAAGGGAGCACCUGUGGAGCAGGAGGACAGAGACCCUGCAGAUGCAGCACCACUCCUGGAUGAUGGAACAGGAAACGAAGGCUCUGCCAGCUGA